AACGGGGGCCGCCCUCCAUUCCGCGGGUACGGUGGCCGGUAAGGGCCUUUCGGCGCGUUUCCUGGUUCCCUGUGAGGCCGCGGCCUGUGGCGGGGCUCGUCCGCCGCUGGAUCCCCACCGGCGGCGAUGGAUUUCUCCAGGUUCCUAUCGGAUGAUUUUGAGGUGAAGAGCUGGGUGAACGCGGCUUUCCGGGCCGUGCAGCAAGAAGCCCCCGGCAAGGUGGAUGCCCACGCCGCUACUCUAGUGAUGAAGUUGCAGCUCUUCAUCCAGGAGGUCAACAACGCGGUGGAAGAAACAAGCCAUCAGGCUCUCCAGAACAUGCCCAGAGUCCUCCGUGAAGUGGAAGUCUUGAAACAGGAGGCAACAUUCCUGAAGGAGCAAAUGAUCCUUGUUAAAGAAGAUAUAAAGAAAUUUGAAGAAGACACAGCUCAGUCAAUGCAGGUCCUGGUAGAGAUUGACCGAGUGAAAUCUAGAAUGCAGUUGGCUGCCGAAUCUCUUCAGGAAGCAGACAAAUGGAGCACGUUAAGUGCAGACAUUGAAGAGACUCUUAAAACACAGGAUGUGUCUGUGAUUUCAGCCAAACUCACGAGCAUGCAGAGCAGCCUGGCUAUGCUUGUGGAUACGCCGGAUUACUCCGAGAAGUGUGUGCAUCUUGAGGCUCUGAAGAACCGACUAGAAGCCAUGGCCAGCCCUCAGAUUGUUGCUGCUUUUAACUCCCAGUCUGUAGAUCAGGCAAAAACGUUUGUUAAAGUCUUCACUGAAAUUGAUCGGAUGCCCCAGCUUCUUGCUUAUUAUUAUAAAUGUCACAAGGUGCAGCUGGUGGCAGUGUGGCAGGAUCUUUGCCAAAGUGACUUAAGCUUAAAUCGCCAGUUGACUGAACUGUAUGACACGCUCCUUGGGACGUGGCACUCACAACUUCAGUGGGCUACUCAGGUUUUCAAGAACCCCCAUGAAAUUGUGACUGUAUUGUUGAUUCAAACUCUGGGAGCACUGGUGCCUUCCAUCCCUGUCUGCCUCAGCACUGCCAUGGAGAGAACAGGCCAAGAAACCAAGCUGAAUAAGCUACUGGAGCUCUACGAUGCCACCAUCCACUUCGCAAAAGGGCUGGAAGUAGCAAUGCUGCCAAACCUGAAGGAGCAGAACCUGGUAAAAGUGAUGGAACUGGUGGAAGCAGUGUAUGGUCCGUACAAGCCCUAUCAACUUGAGUAUGGAGACCUGGAAGAAGAAAAUCUCCUCAUUCAGAUCAGUGCAGUGCCCUUGGAGCAUUGGGAAGUAAUUGACUGUGUCCAGGAACUGAACCAUUCAGUCAACAAACUCUUCAUUCUGGCUUCUGGAGCCAUCGACAACUGCAUUAAACUCACUGAUGGACUGGGAGUGUGUGGGCUCCUUAAGGCCCUGAAAGCUCUGUUCACAAAGUAUACAUCUGACUUUACAAAUACAUUGCAGUCUAUACGAAAGAAAUGUAAACUGGAUGAUGUGCUAUCAGAUUCUCUUUUCCAGGAGGACUGGACUGCAUUCCAAAACUCUGUCCGGAUAAUUACUACCUGUGGUGAACUCCUUCGUCAGUGUGGAGACUUUGAGCAGCAACUGGCCAACAGGAUUUUAUCAACUGCUGGGAAGUAUCUCUCAGACUCCUACAGCCCUUGUAGUUUUUCUGGCUUUCAGGAUACCAGUUCUGCAGACAAGAAGAGCUCUAUAAAGAAUCCCUGGCAGGAAUACAAUUAUCUUUUGAAGGAGAAUGCAUCCGAGUAUGCCAGCCUUAUGGAAACACUUUACACUCUCAAGGAAAAAGGCACCAGUAACCACAACCUGUUGUCUUCAUCUCGAUCUGCCCUAAGCCGCCUCAACCAGCUGGCACACCACUUGGCUUUUGAUUCUGUUUUUCUUCGCAUCAAACAACAACUCUUACUCGUUCCAAAGAUGGAGGGCUGGAGCUCUGGUGGCAUUGGUGAGACCCUGACAGAUGACCUGCCAAACUUCAGCCUGACUCCUCUGGAAUAUAUCAGCAACAUUGGGCAAUACAUUAUGUCUCUUCCUCUUCAUCUUGAGCCAUUUGUCACUCAAGAGGAUUCUGCUUUGGAACUGGCAUUACAUGCUGGAAAACUGCCUUACCCCCCAGAACAAGGAGAUGAAUUACCUGAGCUGGACAACAUGGCUGACUAUUGGCUGGGCUCCAUCGCCAGAGCUACGAUGCAAACGUACUGCGAAGUCAUCCUGCAAAUACCAGAGCUCACCGUACAUUCGACGAAGCAGCUUGCCACAGACAUUGAUUAUCUAAUAAACAUGAUGGAUGCCCUUGGCCUUCAGCCAUCAAGAACACUGCAGAAUAUUGUAACUCUGUUGAAGGCAAAACCAGAGGACUACCGGCAAGCCGCAAAAAGUGUGCCCCGCAGAAUGGCCAGCAGCAUCGCAGCGAUGAGAGGCCUGGAGUGUUAGCUGUAACGUCCCUGCUGCUGGACACUGUUCAAGAGCUGAACUUUCUUGGGUUGUUUUUACUUCCCUAUAAACUUUGCAAGGACAGUGAAAAUGUCUCUGGGAAUGAGGGGAAUUUAUUUCUGAAUAACUUUUAAUAAAUGUCUUUGUCUAGGAAAAGCUCGUUCCAUUUUUCCACCUUUAGAAAUGAGGAAAGAUGUCCUACAGCCAAAUUUACCAAAAACUAUCUGGAUGACCUUGAGUAGGCUGAGCAGCGCUGGCUUCUGACUAGAAACGUUCUGCCGGUUGCUGGAGAGUUCAUGCUUCGUGGCGGUGAGAUGACUGUCUUUUUCAGAAAAUUUAAUCAAUUCUGAAUCUAAAAUUAUGGGGUAGGUGCAACAAAGAUCGACUGAUUGGAAGCUUUUCUACCUGGAGGCAAUCGUUAUUGCUCAAGUCUGUCAUUAUUCACAAAGUCAAGAAGACAGUCUCGUCAGUGAGCAGAUGAGGCAUGAGCAAGCUCAACCCGGAGAAUAAAACCAGUUUUGUAGGUUGUUCCUUGUGCGAUUAAUGUAUUCUACUGAAAGCUAUGAAGUUUAUAAGAAAUUUAAUGGAAGUGUUGUUUUCGUGUAAAAUUUAUUAAAGCUUGGUAUAUAGAUCUUUGUAAAACAACUCGUCCAGACUAAGUAUGCUUCCAGCGCUCCCACAGCUUUUUUUCUUAGGAAAAAAUUGGACAAAAUUCAAAGAGGGCCCAAAACUGGAAUGCCAAAACUCUUCUGGUUUGGAGGGGAAACAACAUCUUUCUUCCCCUUAUCUUAUCCUCUUACCACCAGAUGCCAUGGGAGAACGAUUCUUUUCCCAGUGUCCGUGUCUUUGCCUCUUCUUUCCUUAAUUUAGUUCCGGCUGCUCUAACCAGUGUUUAGCCCAAUCCACAAAUUUUUCUGCUGUCUUUGCUUUUUGGCUGUUUUUUUUUUCCCAGGCAGCCUCUAUCUUUCGGACAGCUGUCAGUUCUCAUCCCAGUUUGGGGAGGCGAGGAGAGCAGAGGUGCUUUAUAAUCGGUUCUUGGGUUUUGUGGAUUUUGGCACCUAAAAAAAUUUCAGAGCUGGGAAGUAAAAUUUGUUGCCUGGAUUUUUUUUUUUUUUUCUUGGCAGGGUUUUCAGUUAGAUGGUUCCUCUUUUGUGUCAGGGUAUGAAAAGUCUAUUAAAAAAAUCCCCAAAAGAGUGGGAAAUUUGGUACUGUGGUGUUGAGACUUCUCAGGUGUCUCGUUUGGCUGCGAUUUGUGAAGCCUUUCCCCUGGAGAGCUCUGUGCCCGGUCCCGCUCCGUGCGCAGCUGAGGCUCCCAGCGGCUGCACUGCUGCUGCAGCAACAGAAACCCAAAAACCCUUGUGCAUGUACACUUACCUGCAAUCGGUCCAUUUGGGGGAGAGAGCCAAGCCAGUAAAGAGCCGAAGUCAAGUACCUGAGACACUUUCUGCUUUUAUUAGUUUGUCAGACGCCCUCUAUAAACCAGCAGUAACUGGAAUAGUAAACUGUCCGUGUCCUGCCAAAGAACAUGCUGUUCUCUGAGAUAGGUGAAUCUCGCUGUUCGUGCCUCUCCCAUCCUUCUCCUGCCUCGUUACUAGAAGGCGAGGAUUUUUGAUGCUGUUCUUUGCCUACUGCUAUUGCAUUUCAGAGGGCGAACGGCCCCGGGCAGGCACCCAACUGGAGCUGGAGGUGUGAGAAGCUGGAAGGUGCAGACACCUGAGACCUGCUGCUGCCUUUUCUGUCCGUUACAGCUCUGUGGCAGCAGACGCCGGAGCCCACCCCAGCAUGUCGGCAGCCGAGGUGCUGCGUUCCAAAGUGCCUCGGAGAGGGCUGGCCUGGGAAAACAGCUCUGCCUUCCCCCUCUCUCUGCAGCCUGUCUCAUUGCAGCGAGCUCCUCACGAUUUCAUCAGCACGAGGAACAGGCCCAGGGUGUUCCACGCAGAAAAGCAUCUGAUGUCGCUGCAGUGUCUUUGUGUUUGAACAGCUAUUCGGGUUCCCGCACAACCGGACUUAUUGGUAGUGAUGUUGACAGUGUUAUCUGUUGGUGAGAGUGUGAGAAUAGAUGCCCAGGUUUUUGUUCUCAGCUUUCCUAGUGUUUUAAGCAAUUGUUCCAUUGUGUCUUUUGCAGGGAGAGGUGUUUUUUCACUGUUGUGAAAUCGUUUGGAGGUCUUUGUCAAGAUAAGUAUUAGCUUGCGUGCAUACAUUGAGCACUGAAUUGGGCGGGUGUCAGGUGCUUGUUUCUGACUG
Molecule: messenger RNA, 4680 nt
Organism: Chroicocephalus ridibundus (black-headed gull)
Lineage: Eukaryota; Metazoa; Chordata; Aves; Charadriiformes; Laridae
Gene: COG7
Product: component of oligomeric golgi complex 7
Exons: 17
Coding region: 127-2436 (769 amino acids)
Biological process (GO): Golgi organization; retrograde vesicle-mediated transport, Golgi to endoplasmic reticulum; intracellular protein transport
Cellular component (GO): COG complex
Source: RefSeq, a predicted model, not a curated record